Messenger RNA from Parnassius mnemosyne (clouded apollo), 630 nucleotides. NCBI's taxonomy places the organism in Eukaryota, Metazoa, Arthropoda, Insecta, Lepidoptera, Papilionidae. The record is from the annotation of a GenBank genome assembly.
AUGGUCUCCUGCAACGACGCCGCGCUCAGGAAAGGUGUCAAACUGAAACAACUGUGCAACAACGGUACUUGUGAGGACAUCGGUAACUCACACCGCUGCCACUGUCUGGACGGCUACACCGGGUCCUACUGCCAGAAGGAGAUCAACGAGUGUGACUCCGCGCCUUGUCAGAAUGGAGCCCUGUGCAAGGACCUCGUAGCAACUUACCAGUGUCAAUGCGCCAAGGGAUUCCAAGGACAGAACUGCGAGCUGAACGUCAACGACUGCCUCCCUAACCCGUGCCAGAACGGAGGAACCUGUCACGAUCUGAUCAACAACUUCUCCUGCUCCUGCCCCUUUGGAACUCUCGGGAAGAUCUGUGAGAUAAACGUAAAUGACUGCAAACAGGACGCGUGUCACAACAACGGCACGUGUAUAGACAAAGUCGGCGGGUUCGAGUGCAAAUGCCCCCCAGGUUUCGUCGGACCGAGAUGCAAGGGCGAUAUCAACGAAUGCCUCUCCAACCCGUGCUCGAACCCCGGCACGCAGGAUUGCGUCCAAUUAGUCAACGGUUACCACUGUAAUUGUAAACCCGGACAGUCGUUCGAGUGGACAGUCGGCAACAACACACAAUGUACACGAUAUGUAUAA